Messenger RNA from Penicillium chermesinum, 1362 nucleotides. Its product is annotated as putative cyclin-dependent protein kinase complex component. Bases 1 to 1362 code for a protein of 453 amino acids. Lineage: Eukaryota; Fungi; Ascomycota; Eurotiomycetes; Eurotiales; Aspergillaceae. The transcript is spliced from 3 exons. Gene Ontology annotation, cellular component: cyclin-dependent protein kinase holoenzyme complex; nucleus. Gene Ontology annotation, molecular function: cyclin-dependent protein serine/threonine kinase regulator activity; protein kinase binding. Gene Ontology annotation, biological process: regulation of cyclin-dependent protein serine/threonine kinase activity. The record is from RefSeq and is a predicted model, not a curated record.
AUGGGAUCUGUUCUUCUCCGCCACGCGCAGCCGGACCAGAUCGACAGCAAGAUGCUUGGCCUUGAAUCGGAGUAUUCGCGCCAGUUGGACAGCCGCUCUAGAUCGACUUCCUCCAACACCCCCACCUCGACCUCCGCCCCGCCACCCGUAGGGUCAACUCGGCAGCCCACGCAUAACGAUGCCUCCGCCUACAUUAACUCACAUCCUUCCACUCACGGCCUUCGGUGCUCCGACCCCAUCCAGCCUGCGUCCAUGCCCUCCUCCAACUACACCAACUACACCUAUCCGGCCGACCGUCCCUCCUACUCCAACUCUCAGACUCCGCAAUACUCAUCUGGCCACCAUGCCGAUGCUAUGAUGGCCGUCCCUGCAUACGCCCAGCCUUCCCCGGAAUCACCGCGUUUGCAGCCGACCUUACCAUCCAUGACCCCGUUGGGUGGAUCAGCAUCAGAAUCUCCGACUCCCAUCCGGGUGCAGAGCUUAUCACAUAUUCAGAGUCUCGCAAGUGAAGAGUUCUUAGCUCAGUCUCACCGACCACAUGCCCCGCAUGGCACCCAGCAUCGGCAGUUCGAAAUUAGUUCAAUGCCAGUCACGGAUAUUAUCGAGAUGGUCGCGGGCCUGCUCACGAAGAUCACCACGACCAAUGAUCGGCAUCACGAGCAUGUCCAACGGCACAUUCCCCCCCCAGAGGGCACUUCCAACUUGAGUCUUCAAGCCACCAGUGUCCUGGCGUUCCAUGGCAAGAAUGUCCCCAGCAUCACCAUCCUCAGCUACCUCACCCGCAUCCACAAAUAUUGCCCCACUACCUAUGAGGUGUUUUUAAGCUUGUUGGUCUAUUUCGACCGGAUGACCGACCUCGUCAACCGGGGAAAGCUAGACCACCUGCAGCGCCAGCACGCCUCAUCAUCUCACCAUCACUCGCGCGCUUCAUCUGGAACACCUGUCGAAACACCGGCACGACAAUCGAAUACUUCUUCCAUUGGCGACGAGGAAGAUCUCUCCCAAUUCUUUGUCGUCGAUAGCUUCAAUAUCCACCGCCUUGUAAUAGCCGGUGUGACUUGUGCGAGCAAAUUCUUUUCUGAUGUGUUCUAUACGAACUCUCGAUAUGCGAAGGUCGGAGGCCUUCCGCUGGUCGAACUCAACCAUUUAGAACUCCAAUUCCUCUUGCUGAACGACUUCCGUCUCGCAAUUCCUGUCGAGGAGCUGGAGGCAUACGGGACAAUGCUGGUAGAGUUUUACGCGCGCGAGGUCGUAGCGCAACAGCAAACCUCCAUCCCCCGGGCCAUCAGUGACCCAGAUGCCAUGUAUAUGAGGUCUCGCGACAAACGGCAAGAACCCAGCCAGACCCCCACACCCCCAUAA